Leopardus geoffroyi (Geoffroy's cat) is the source of this 1303-nucleotide messenger RNA. It is a transcript of the gene PTGES3L, whose product is annotated as prostaglandin E synthase 3 like. Gene Ontology annotation, cellular component: nucleus; cytosol. The record is from RefSeq and is a predicted model, not a curated record. The transcript is spliced from 8 exons. Gene Ontology annotation, biological process: chaperone-mediated protein complex assembly; protein folding. Lineage: Eukaryota; Metazoa; Chordata; Mammalia; Carnivora; Felidae. Bases 705 to 1118 code for a protein of 137 amino acids. Gene Ontology annotation, molecular function: protein-folding chaperone binding; Hsp90 protein binding.
AACCCGCUGGAGCGGGUGGGCGGGGCACAUACGUCAGAUAGUUUAUCGUCACCUGGGGCGGGCCUUCCCAGGGGAUUUAACUGGGGCUGAUAAUUUUUUAUUGAGCGCCUAUCGUGAAUCAAACACUGAGUGCCCUGAGCGUUGGAGAAACGAGUGAAUGAAGCCAGGAGCAAGUUAUUCGGUGUGCACAUUAUCUAGUGUGGCUCUUGCCCUGGUCCCCGUGGGUAGGUGGUCUAUUCCUAACCUGAACAUUUCUGGAGACCCAGAGAUGUGAGGACUGCCGGGAUUAUGCUCUCCCAGACUCUCUCUGGAGUGCAGAUCCCUUGGCUAUGUGGCCACAUCCCCCCUUCCUCUAAGGCCUUCCCCGACCAUAUAAGGAGAGGCAGCUGCUGGGGCGUCCCCAGUAUCUAAAGAUAGCGGCCUCUGCUUCAGACUCCAAACGUCACCGGGUAGCAGGAGCCGCCAUGGCAAGGUUCACCCUCCCCCCUCCUCCCCACUCCCAUCACGCCCCUUUCACUUCCUUCUGUCUCACUUAGCUCCACUUUGACAGGGCCAUGGCAUAAAACGUCCCUAAAAUUCCCCCCUCCCCAACCUUUCCCCAAUGCCCCCUGUCUUCCCUCUGCCACCCCUAUGAAGCCCCACCGCAACUCCUCUUCAGGCAGCAUGCCAGGACGCUGUGGUAUGACAGGCCCAAAUAUGUGUUCAUGGAGUUUUGUGUUGAGGAUAGCACCGAUGUCCACGUGCUCAUCGAAGACCACCGCAUUGUGUUCAGCUGCAAGAAUGCGGAUGGAGUGGAGUUGUACAAUGAGAUUGAGUUCUAUGCUAAGGUGAACUCCAAGGACUCCCAGGAUAAACGCUCCGGUCGUUCCAUUACUUGUUUUGUGAGGAAAUGGAAGGAGAAGGUGGCCUGGCCUCGACUCACCAAAGAGGACAUCAAACCGGUGUGGUUGUCUGUGGACUUUGAUAACUGGAGAGACUGGGAGGGGGAUGAAGAGGUGGAGCUGGCUCAGGUGGAACACUAUGCAGAGCUUUUGAAGAAGGUCAGCAUCAAGAGACCUCCCCCUGGCAUGGAUGACCUGGAUGAUGAUUCUGACGGUGCUGAUGCAACAAGCACUUGAGUAUGGCUCCAUCAGAUGGCAGGAUAGGAGAGUAGACUGGUGGGGCUCCUGACUUCCUACCAAUUGGCUGUAAUCUUUGUGCUUGGGCCACUCAUCAGGGCUCUCUUGAGUAUUCGAGCAUGUGUGUGUGGUAGAGCAAAAGCCAAAGAAGCAGCGUAUAGGUUAUAAUAAAUCUGUAAGAACAA